AUGGUUGUAUGCUUUUGAGACUCGCUUCUUUUACUUGAAUGGUGCAUUAAAGGUUUCGAUCGACAGUGUUUUAUCUUUAACGUUUUGUAUAGUUAAAAGGGCGCAGUGUUUCUCCCGGCAGGACCUUUGCUAUAAUGGCUACACGUAUUCGACCAAGCAGUAAACGGUGUGCAGUGAUCGGGGGCUCUGGUUUCCUGGGCAGACACUUGGUGGAGAAGCUGCUGGAUCGGGGAUAUUCCGUGUGUGUGUUUGACAUCCGUCAGAGCUACGAGCUGCCAGGCGUCGCCUUCCACCAGGGAGACCUCUGCGACACCCAGGCUCUGCUGUCGGUUCUGAAGGAUGUGUCUCUGGUUUUCCACUGUGCAUCUCCAGCCCCAGGGAGCGAUGACCGUGAGCUUUUUGAAAAGGUCAACAUUCAGGGCACACAGACAGUUAUUCAGGCCUGCAUUGAAGCAGGAGUGCAGAAACUGGUCUUAACAAGCAGUGCGAGUGUGGUGUUCGAGGGGACAGACAUUAAAAAUGGAAGAGAGGAUCUACCAUACGCCAAGAAACCUAUCGACUACUACACUCAGACCAAAAUUGAACAGGAGAAGUUGGUCCUUGCUGCAUGCGACCAGCAGAAGGGUUUCCUAACGGUCGCUAUUCGGCCUCACGGUAUCUUCGGCCCUCGGGACCCACAGCUGGUUCCCAUCCUGGUGGACACGGCUCGCAGGGGCAAAAUGAAGUUCAUAAUCGGUGACGGGAAAAACCUGGUAGAUUUCACAUAUGUGGAAAAUGUUGUCCAUGGACACAUCCUGGCUGCUGAGCGACUGAGACCAGACUCUCCCAUCUGUGGGAAACCUUAUCACAUCACCAACGAUGAGCCAAUUCACUUUUGGGACUUCAUGUCCGAUGUAUUGGUGGGUCUGGGAUAUGCUGCUCCACGCUUUCACCUCCCCUACAGGCUUGUGUACGGACUGGCGCUGCUACUCUGGCUGCUGACCUGGAUCCUGCGUCCUUUUGUGUCUUUCAAACCCACCUUUACACCCAUGAGAGUGGCUUUGGCCGGAACACACCACUACUACAGCUGUGAGCGGGCCAAAGAGCACCUGGGCUACAAGCCAGUGGUCACUCUGAGGGAGGGGAUCACACGCACGGUGGAGAGCUACCCUCAUCUCAAAUGUGGGGCUUGAUGCUCAGGUUUAGUAUUAAUGCAGAACGCUUGAUCAGGUUGCACUGAAUGGACAAAUCAAAGUGACAGACGUUGGUGAUAAUCCUUACCUGUGCCUUCUCAUGCCAUGUGUCAUUUCCACCAGCAGAUGGCAGCAGAUGGUCGUUAUAUUGGUCCAUGUGACAGUUGAAAGUGUAAUUUCUUACAUAUUAUUAUAAUAGUUCGAUGACAGUUGAAUUAAGUUUUAUUUGAAUUGUUUUAUAUAUGUGUUAUUUACCCACAAAGCACUUAGACUCUGCUGCUCUGAUAUCAAAAUGCCUUAAUACAAUCCACUAGCUGCUCCCUCUAGCUAGAUCUCAGUGUUUGCUGAGUUUGCUAAAAAAGUUUUCUUACAAAUGUGGGCAUUGACACUGUUCUCUUGUCCAUUCUUCCUUACUGUGAAAAAUGAAUAGAUGGUGAAAAAAUUAUUAUGUACAAAUAAAUGCUAU
Molecule: messenger RNA, 1638 nt
Organism: Cololabis saira (Pacific saury)
Lineage: Eukaryota; Metazoa; Chordata; Actinopteri; Beloniformes; Belonidae
Gene: nsdhl
Product: NAD(P) dependent steroid dehydrogenase-like
Exons: 7
Coding region: 135-1172 (345 amino acids)
Biological process (GO): steroid biosynthetic process
Molecular function (GO): 3-beta-hydroxy-Delta5-steroid dehydrogenase (NAD+) activity
Source: RefSeq, a predicted model, not a curated record